Molecule: messenger RNA, 756 nt
Organism: Lichtheimia ornata
Lineage: Eukaryota; Fungi; Mucoromycota; Mucoromycetes; Mucorales; Lichtheimiaceae
Exons: 4
Coding region: 1-756 (251 amino acids)
Source: RefSeq, a predicted model, not a curated record
AUGACGAAAAGCUAUGACAUUCCACUGGGCCCUGAAUUCUUCGAUGCCGUAUCAAAAGCAGAUGGGGAAGAGAUACUGGUGUUGAAUGCAGCCAAGCUGAUAAGUCGAGCGAACGAAUUAUGGGGAAACGAGGGAUGGUCCUCAGAGACAACGAUUGAACAGAUGAAAUACGCUACAAAGAGAUCCAAGGAGGAAGCAUUGGUGGAAGCAUUGUCACGAUUCGGCGAAGGACUAGGUUUAUGUGGACAAGAUCAAGAAUACAUGGAACAGAUCAAAGACAUGGAUGUUCCAACGAGAUUUCCGUUUGACCCGGAUCAUAUCGCUCACCAUCCUCAAUAUGAUCCAUCGACGACAAAGAAGAGACCAGCGGUCGAGAUACCAGCCCCUCCAGAGCCAAAAAUUAAGAAGACGAAUACACAACAAGGUAGCAGAGGGAGUGGAGGUAGAGGGAAAGGAGGUCGUGGACGAGGAGGCAAAGGCGGUAACCAAUCGUCAACAACCACACCCUCUCCAUCAGCUCCAACCGAUCCAACAACCACACCCUCUCCAUUAGCUCCAACCGAUCCAACAACCACACCAUCUUCAUCAUCCACAGAAAUGUCAACCACACCAUCUUCAUCAUCCACAGGAAUGUCAACCACACCAUCUUCAUCAUCCACAGAAAUGUCAACCACACCAUCUUCAUCAAGCUCAAUUGCUUUCAAAAAACAAGCAUACACACAAAUGAAACUCCCAUUUGAUAAGGGGAAAAAGUAA